AGCUACGUGAGGCUGAAAUUUCAAGACUCAAAAAGAGAUAGAGAAAUCACGAGGAGGUGAAAAUCAGUUUUCAAAUGGACUUUUCUGCUGGAAAUCCUGGAAACACUAUUGGAAACUCUGGAAACACUGAUGGAAACCAUGGAAACACUGAUGGAAACCAUGGAAACACGGUUGGAAACACUGAUGGAAACCUUGCUGGAAACCCUCCUGCCAACCCUGGAAACCACAGCCUUGUUGAAGAGCUUCAUGAGAGGCAAAGAGCUCUAACGAAAAAACUUCGGAACCUUAGAUAUAAAUUGAAGGAGUAUAAACAGAUCGUUGCUGAAAAAGAAACUGACUUGGAUGAGCUACGCAGGCAGAUUGAGGAUUCGAUAGAUAACAAGGAUGCAGAACCCUAUGAUGUACAGCCCCGUGUCUAUGGCUCUGAUGGAGAUGAAUUCUGCUAUGAUGCUGAUCAGGAAGAUGGAGGCAACGAUGGUGGAGACGAUGUUGAAAAUUCCAUGCCUAUUGAAUAUGACUUUGCCGAGCCACGCCAAAAAGCUCCUGUUCCAACUGAAAUCGACUAUACUGCGAUAUUUGAGGAAGUUGAGGAAAACAGAGACUUCAGCUUAGACGAAUAUGUUCCUGAACCUGAUAUGGAUGCUGCACCUGAACAUGAAAGUAUGUUGGAGUACGAUGCACGAGUUCUUGAUCGUGAAAUUAAGCAUUUGAAUAUGAAAAGGGAAUUCAUUGAAGACGAACUUGAGCCUCGGUUGUAUGCUGAAAGAGAAGAAGUUCAAGAACAACUAGAAGACUUACUUUGAUAUUGGUGGUAUUAAUUCUUUGUUUGGAAUUGAACAGCAUUUACUUUACCCACUAUCUCUUCCCCCUGGACUACACAGCACUUGCAUGCAUUUGGCAAUGCUUUUUUUUUUCUUUUUUCUGUUAAGGACAUGAACUCCUAGUGAUUUUAUUACAUUGAGUUAC
Molecule: messenger RNA, 966 nt
Organism: Vicia villosa (hairy vetch)
Lineage: Eukaryota; Viridiplantae; Streptophyta; Magnoliopsida; Fabales; Fabaceae
Exons: 3
Coding region: 75-803 (242 amino acids)
Source: RefSeq, a predicted model, not a curated record